Messenger RNA from Gaeumannomyces tritici R3-111a-1, 5208 nucleotides. RefSeq lists its product as hypothetical. Gene Ontology annotation, molecular function: protein binding; structural constituent of nuclear pore. The record is from RefSeq and is a predicted model, not a curated record. The transcript is spliced from 2 exons. Gene Ontology annotation, cellular component: nuclear pore. Bases 194 to 4981 code for a protein of 1595 amino acids. Lineage: Eukaryota; Fungi; Ascomycota; Sordariomycetes; Magnaporthales; Magnaporthaceae. Gene Ontology annotation, biological process: RNA export from nucleus; protein import into nucleus.
UCAAUCGCGCCGGCCCACUUUUACGCCCAGCGCGUCCUUCUUUUCCCAAGGCACGCAACUCCACGGUUACGAUAUUUGGGAUUCCAGCCAACACCCAGCACCCGAGCGAUUCACGAAACCCACUCGAUGCGAAGCUCGGAUAGCUAGCAGGACACCGGUCAACUCCCCAAGAGGCGGAUACUUGGUGGCAGCUAUGGCCUUCAGCGGCUUCGCUGGCGCCUCGCCGGCCGCAGGAGCUGCAGCCCAGGCGACGAAUCUCGAGGUCAUCCAGACCGAAAGCCUCGGCUUCCUCACGAUUGCCGGCGACGCAAAGCUUCAGCUGACGCCGAAAUGGACCGACCUUCCCUCCCCGACCGCAUCCCUGAUCAGCAUCGCCCCCAAAAAGGGCCUAAUCGCCGCCGCCGGGCCCGACGCAGUCCACAUCGCAACCACCGAGUCCGUUCGCAAGGGCUUCGAGGCGCCCAAGCCCGAUGAAGAGAACGAAGUCCGCCCGUUUGAGCCCCAGGCAAAGCUCCCGCUGCCCGUACGCAUAUCACAGCUAGCCUUCACGGCCGAUGAGCAGUACCUCGUCAUCUCGGCGGAAACCGGUGGCGGUCUAGCCGUGUACGACGUCCAGUCGCUCUCACAGGGCUCGACCCAGCCGGCCAUGGAGAUAUCGACCAGCGGCGAGACCCUACGCGCCCUUGUGCCCAACCCGAUGCCCGAACUGGCCGAGCUCGUCAUCGCCGUCACCAACAACGGGAACCUGCUGAUCGCCAACCUGAAGACGAGAGGCCUGGUCUCGGGCCCCAACGGGGCCGUGCUUCGUGGCGGUGUCUCCUGCGCCGCCUGGAGCACCAAGGGGAAGCAGCUCGUCGCCGGCCUGGCUGACGGAUCGAUUGCGCAGAUCAAGCCGGAUGGCGCGCACCAGGCCGACAUACCCAAGCCGCCUGCCCUGGGCGAUUUCCAUGUCGCGUCCGUGGUUUGGCUGGAGAACCAUGUGUUCAUGGCGAUCCACAACGCCACAAGCGAUGACAACACUUCGGCCUACCAUGUCAUCACCCGGCAACAAGAGAAGGGCGCAGCGCCAACCUUCACUUUCCAGAAGUUGACGGACCCUGUGGAGCCAUAUACCUUCGACAAGAAGCCUCACCAUACCAUAGCAAGGCUGAAGGAUUUCCCGCCAAACCUGCAAGAUGUCCUCCUGGUCUCCUCCACGUCGAGAGAGGCGAUAGGUCUUCUGACCCGGUCCAAAACCCCGCUGACCAGCGACGUCCCUGCCGAGAAGAUCACCAACGUCUUUACUACUACCGAGUUCGCCGACGACACUAAGCGGGCUCAACUCCCAAUGGGGGAAGACUUUAUGGACACAUUCCCGAUCGGAACGGCUCUCGACUUGUCCAGCAAGGCCAAGGUGUUCAAGCCAAUCCCGACGGACGAGAUCGAGGAGUCGCCUGGCCCGCUACCCGCGCUCUGGGCGCUAAACAACGAGGGCGUCUUGGCCGUCUGGUGGAUCGUCUACAACGACUCCAUUCGCGAGGGCUCGACAUACCCAGGCAUCGCGACCGCCCAGAGUGACGCUCCUCCAGCUGCCACCGUGACGUCUCCAACAAGGCCUGGUGGCUUUGGCUCACCGGCUGCUGCUUCUCCGGCGCCGGGUGGGUUCGGUUCACCCGCGGCUGCGGCGCCAGCGUUUGGAGGCGCCCCGGUACUAGGUGCAAAGGCAUCUCCCUGGGGUGCAUCGUCAACUAGUACCCCCUCGACUGGCACGGCCUUCGGUUCCACCGCCUUCGGAGGCAAUACGUCUGGUGCCUCGGGGUCAACAUUUGGAGCCCCUGCUUUUGGAUCGCCAUCCGCUAUUGGCGGACAAGCGGUAUCCGCUUUUGGUCAGACCUCUUCGUUGGGUGGCUUGGGAGCGGCCAAGGCAUCGCCCUGGGCGACAGGGGCCUCAUCCACUGCUGGGGCGGCGUUCGGCCAACCUGCCUUUGGCAGCGCCGCCGGGUCUGCCGAUGCCAACAAGGUUUUCGGCAGCGCCGCCACAUCAUCGACCCCCGCCUCGGGCGGUUUCUCGGCCUUUGCCAGUGGGGGUGGCUUUGGGGCGCUUGGCGGUGCCAACAGUGGCGGUAGUAUCUUUGCGUCUAGCAAGCCGUCAGGAUCGUUUGCCUCAGCAUCGCAGGAUAUGGCAAUGGAUCAGAACACGUCAUUCCCUCCCCCGGCUGCCAAGGCCGCUGGCGGCAGUGGUGGCGCUCCCUUUGGUUCUAGCCCCUUCGUUCUUGGUACGACCUUCAAGCAGGAUCCCCAGACUGCCCAAGACAACGAGAAACCGUCGACAGGGUCCGGGGGUGGCUCUCUCUUCGGCUCCGGAUUUGGUCUGUCGCUGGGAGACGCAGCCAAGUCACCACCUGCUGCUGCUCCCAGCCCAGAAUCGAAGGAGGUCACCAUGGAGGCGGAGAAACCAGCCCCUGCCGAACAGAAGCCAACCAGCAUUUUCGGCACCCCCGUCGGCGCGCCUGCUCAACAGAAUCCGGUCGGCCUGUUCGGAUCCGCUUCCAACGCGCCCACCGAGCCGAAACCAAGCGGACUCUUCGGGUCGGCUCCUACCACGUCUAGCCUCUUUGGGUCGAACCCGAGCGCCUCCAAGUCGGUUUUUGGCGCGCCGUCGGGAUCAGCGAUAUCGAAUGAGAAACCAAAGACAACCGAAGCGGCGGUACCCCCGGGCGAGGGCGACAAGCCCAGCAACCCUUUCGCGCCCAAGACCUCAGCUCCGCCAGCCCAGAACGACAAACCGAACCCAUUCGCACCCAAGAGCCCAGAACAGAAGGACAAGCCAAACACGUUCGGCCCUGCAUUGGGUUCUUCAGACAUCAAGCCAUCCAUCUUUGGCAACAAGGGCGACACAACUACACCGCCGGCGACGAGACCUGGCCUGUUUGUCGGCGCAGGCCCGUUUGGCGCAUCCACAACGCCCACCACUACCCCAGCACCAUCCAAGCUGUUCGGUGGCGCCUCCUCGGUCGGACUCUUUGGCGGCUCAACCAAGCCAGCUAGUUCGACCAGCAUUUUUGGGGCACCCUCUCAGACCCCCGCAAGGAAGUCGCCAGACAUCAAAGUUGAACCUGAUUCGACAACGCCUCUGCCACCUGAUACCACAAAAACUCGUACCCAACCUAGCCCAGAGCCUACAGCAAUCCCAGAGGAAGCGCCGCUCCCGCCAGACCCCAUCAAGGAGAAGUCCAUAUACAAGCUGGACAACCUUCCUCCCCCGCCGGGCGUCUUGCCUGCAAAGCCUCCUCCGGUCUCGACGUCAUCGCCUAAACUGCCAAAGGAAGAAGACGUAGCCGAAAAGCCUAUCCCUAGCAGUUCCGAUGAUGACGAAGGUGACCUGUCGGAGCUCGACGAGGACGAGGAAGAAUCUGGGGACGACGGCGGCGAAGGCUCGGCCGGUGAGAGCGAAGGUAGUGGCGUCGACGUGGCCAAGGACCUCAGUCCGACGGCAACCACCGGCUUUCCCGGAUUCACCCCUCAGAGCUCCUUUGGCGGCGUUGGGGGUAGUGUGUUUUCACUGACCCCGGCCGCAGACCCACCACCGGGCACCCGUCGGCUGUUUGGUGAUAUCAACCCACCACUAUUCUCUCAACCGCUCACAACAAGUCCACGUUCGCCCAGCCCGGUCCGCGGUGCCGUGCCCCCACGAGUGUUCAGGUCGGAGUCGCGCUCGGUCAGCGCUCCCGGGAUGGCGUCGCAGAUUCUGGGCGCCUCCAGACAGCCCUCAGUUCGCGGCCUUUCCGCCACAGCCAGGUCGACGGCGACGGCACCUCCAAGGCGUGUCACCCCUGACCCCAAUGUCGAAGAGCAGAGAAAGGCACAGGCCAGGAAGGCGGCCGAGGAAUCACAAACCCUAUCAGAUCAAGACGACGAGUGGUUGCAGGAGUAUCUCAACGAGCCUCCCCAACCGACGUUGCACCUCGCUGAAUUUGCUACGAGUGCAGGCAACGUGCCCGAAGCCGGAAGGACGGUGGCUGAGCAAAACGAGGUGCUCUUCCGCGACAUCAACCGAAUGGUGGAUACACUCGGCCUCAAUGCGCGCCAUCUCAAGGAGUACAUCCUUGGGCACAUGGGCAAGCUCAGACAGUAUUCUGACUCGUCGCGAAAGAGCCGGCAUGACUUGGACUUCCCAGAUGAUUGGCUGCUGUGCGACGCCGAAGACGUGGACCAAAUAUUGACCCAGGAGUUACGGGAUGAGCUCGAGGAUGGUCGCGUGAAAGAUCUGGAGAGCACGAUGGAGGCAUGCAAAGAGCUGAGCCGAGGUCUUGCGCGGCUGCGGGUAAAGGAAAUGGAUCUCAAGAAGAAUAUCGCGGCACGUAUGGACCCAGAGCAGACAUCGGCGCUGCGGUCCCUUCCGCUGAGUGCGGAGCAGGCAGCGCAGCAGGCAGAUCUACGGAAGCAGUUUACAGCAUUCUCGAAACUGCUGGUUGAGGCCGAAGAGUCUCUCACGAUGCUGCGCGCUCGGAUGGCCACGGCCGGGGCCGGCCUCGGGACCGGACCGGGCCGGAAGAGCCUGGCCGGCGGCGGUGGGGCUGGAAGCAGCCAUGCGACGGCGGCGCCCACGGUGGAACAGGUCAUGCGCACGGUCAUGAAGAUGACGAGCAUGGUCGAGAAGCGCAGCGGCGACGUGGACGUGCUGGAGAACCAGCUACGCAAGCUCCGGCUCCAGGGAUCUGUCGGCCCCGGCAGCCGGGACAACUCGCCCUUCACGACGCCGCAGAAGCGCAUGUCGCGGACCAUCUUCUCGCCGGGGGCGCUGGGGUCGUCGGUCAUGUCGUACAACGGGAGCCCCGGCACGCUCGGGCCGUCGCCGCGCAAGAAGCUGAGCGGGUAUACGGAGCCGGAGAAGGCGCAGAUCCGGGGCAGGCUGCAGAAGCGCGGCGCGGCGAUCGCGCGGUUGAGGGGCAGCGUCCAGCGGGCGGGGCCGAACGUCUGGCACAUGACCGAUGACGACUGAAGGCCUCGAACAAUAUUUUGGUUUGCAAGGGCCCCUCCCCUAGAAGCGUGGCACGUUGCGUGCAAUGGUACAUUUGGGAUGGUAUGGCUGGGGAAGCGAAACAUGUGUAUUUUUGUUUAAACCCAUCAUGUCGGAGCAACCGCGGAGAAGAUGGCUCUUUUGAUAGCGCAUUAAUCUUUCUCGUAUCCUUUGCUUUCGGUAUCACUACACGAACAACAUAUCAGCGU